CUGAAAUCCCUUCUAGUGUCAAUACCACCCACACUGGCCCGCUGAUGGUCCUCAGAUAGACGUCGUCAGUUCUGGUCUAGUUAUGUCUCUUCGGAGAAGGCUGCGUUACCAAGUAGUAUGGGCUGUGGCAGUGCUUCUGUACGCCUUCGUCCAAGGCACCACAUUGGGGCCGACCAUAUCUUCCAGCACCACAACAAUACGAAAUUGGCAGCAGGAAGAGCAGAGAACGACACAGCCGACAAGGACGACUUCCCCGAUCCCCAGCUCUAGUCCUGGGGAGACCACAACCAAGAAGCCGAUGGCCAACGGGACGGAAGCACCCGCCGAGAAGUGCACUCCUCCAGCCAUCGAACAGUUCCCGAGGCCCAUCAUCGGCCCCACGGCGAGGAAGCAUGGAGCUCUCAUCUUCCACCUCAUCAUAUGCAUCUACUCCUUCAUCGGGCUGGCCAUCGUCUGCGAUGAGUACUUCGUCACCUCCUUGGACAGGAUAUGUGAAGUUCUGAAGCUGACCCCCGACGUCGCCGGAGCCACCUUCAUGGCCGCUGGAAGCUCCGCUCCAGAACUGGCCACUGUAGUCAUCGGAGUAUUCUUCGCUAAAGAUGACAUCGGGGUGUCGGGAGUGAUCGGAUCUGCGGUCUUCAACAUAAUGUUCGUCAUUGCCAUCUGCGCAGUCUUCGGUGGAACGGUCUCCUACCUCAACUGGUGGCCACUCUGCAGGGACUCGUUCUUCUACCUCGUGUCCAUAUUGGUCAUGCUUUUUGUGAUCUAUGACGAAACCAUCACAUGGGGAGAGAGUAUAUUCAUGCUCGUCAUGUACAUCAUAUAUUGCAUCUGCUUGACGUACAAUGCCGCCUUGGAGAAGUGGGCUCAGACUUGGCCGGUUCCUUGUAAAGCCGUCCAACAAGAGAACGAGGACCAGCACUUGGUUUCCUACAAGACACUGGAGGAGAAGGAAGGCUACAGCGCCACUCAGCAGCAGCAGCAGCAACUGGGCCAACCGGUAGCGGUGCCCAACGGUGGUAGUGAACAGCCGCCUCCCGUCCCACCUCCGCCCAAGCCGGAGUACUACAAGGCCAAAGAGCAGACCAACCAGGUAUCACCGCUGUUGAGGCCUGAAACUCAAGACCAAAUGAUCCUGUUGCAAUGGCGUCUCUGCUACCCCAUCCACUACACAGCUCAGGCAACUAUGCCGGACUGCAAGAGCGAAAAAUAUCACAACUGGUACCCAUUCACUUUCCUCAUAUCAAUGGUCUGGAUAUCCUUCUACUCUUAUAUUAUGGUCUGGAUGAUCACCAUAAUAGGAAGCACAUUGGGAAUUCCUGAUACAGUUAUGGGGCUAACUUUUGUUGCGGCUGGAGUCAGCGUACCAGAUGCUCUUUCCAGUUUGGCAGUAGUUAAAGAGGGCUAUGGGGAUAUGGCAGUUUCAAAUGCUGUGGGCAGCAAUGUAUUUGACAUUCUUGUUUGCUUGGGACUCCCUUGGUUUAUGAAGACAGCAAUUUUCAAUCCUGGCUCAACAGUCAGAGUAUACAGUAAAGGACUGACAUACUCAACUCUGACCUUGCUCUCAACAGUUGUUUUCUUGGUUGGUAUAACACAUCUUAAUGGUUGGAAAAUGGACAAACGGUAUGGAAUAAUACUCAUGCUUUGGUAUGUCUUCUUCAUCUGCUUUGCUUCACUUUAUGAACUGAAUGUGUUCGGAAACAUGAAUCCUCCUGAAUGUGGUAGUGACUAUUGAAUGUCAUUACAGCAAACUACCAAAGAACGAAUAUAUAGCUACAAUGUUUUAAUGCUUAAGUUAAGGGAACAUAAUGUAAGCCUUUAGGCAAUUUUAUUAUCAUUUGCAAUUAAGUUCCGUUCAAAUCGAAUGAAAAAAUAAAUUGUAUUUGUAAAAUAUUAUCUAGGAUAAGAAAGAACAUCAAAACAAAUUCUAUUUGUAAAAUAUUUUAAAUGAUAAGGACGAAUAAGUAACAUUUAUUGAAAUAGAAGAAAGUAUUUAGCAGAUUGUCUGAACAUUACAAUAUAAGACCAUUUCUAAAAAUAAAAAUUAUAACUGUUCUUAAAAAUUAAGCACAUCAUUUUUGACUGUGGUCAUGAUGUAAAAAUACAUCAGAUAGGUGCUCCUAAUGUAUAAGUAGAUGUUUUUAUAACAAAAAGAAACAAUAAUAAAUAAAUAAAAGCUUUUAAUGCAUGUACAUACUGAUAAAAGCUCAUAGUCAACAUAAAAAUGCUCUUAUAGUCAGCAAUUUUCUUUUUUUUUCAAUCUUUGUUGUUUUAACCUCACAUUUGUGUGUAAAUAUUAUGUAAAUACCAUUUAUGAAUGGGUAUAUUGCAACAGCUGAACUUCAAACUUCAGUUGGAAUAUAUAUAAUGCAAAAUUUUAUUUUAUUAGUUUAGUAUAAUAUAAAUUUUAUGGAAAAUAGAAGUUCGUAUUGUAAUAAAGAAGAUUUUUAAAUCAUAAAGUUUUUUUACUUUAAUUAAUUGGGAUGGAAAUUAUUGAACAUAGAAUCUUGAGACGAUUUUUUGUUCAAAAGUUCAAAUUUCAGGUUAACAAACCAUGACAUGAUUCAUGAUAAUUUAGAAGUUAGAUUUAUUAGAGUGUAAUAGUUAAAGGACUGUUACUAACAAAAAUCUUUCUUAAAAACAUAUAUUUUUAAAAAAGUUAGAAAUGAUAAUUUGCUUUAAAAGUAUUGCAUUGUGCUUCUUAAUUUUCUGUUUUAUAUGGCUACAAAUAAACUAAAAAACAUGUUUUUAAAAAAAUAAAAAAUUGUAAUAUAAUAAAAAGUGAUUGCACUGGGCUUCUUAAUGGAACAAAUACUUCAGGUCCUUGUUGGUUCCGCUUUAUUUUCUGUACAACAUAUGCUUCCCAAGUAAACAAAUUUAGUUUAUUUUCAAUUGAAUUUAAAAUAUAAUAAAGAUAUUAAUUUAUUUUUUUAAAUUUAAUUAUAUAAAAUAAAUUGGAAAAAAAAUUGUAUAGUGAUUUGUUAAAAAAUAGGCUUGGCAGACAAUGCACUUAAACUAUCUUUAAUUCAUAAACUAUUUGUAAAAUAUAAUCCUUUAUUAAAUAUUGUUCCAAAGUAUAUAGAAAAAAUAUAUGUAUAUAUUUAUGUCCACACAUAAAGUCAUAAAUCUUCACAUUAGAUUUACGAGAUCGUAGUAUAAGUGUCAUUAAGCUAGUUAAGAUAUGAACUAUUAUGUUCAAUAAGAAACUGAAGACAAUAACCUCAAGCCUUAUAAAAUCUUAGGAUGUAAGUUAAUAUAAAACAAAAAGAAUUUGUGAUGACUUCUAAAAAAACACAAAAACUAAAAGAAACUUUUUUUUUGUUAAUAUUUAAGGAAUUUAUCAUAGUCUUAUGUAAUAGUUAGAUUCUAAGUACAAAUAAUUUCCUUUCAAAUGAUAUCUUAAUUAAGAACACAAGGGAUUAAAUAUGGAUAAAAAAGUGGAGAUCAGUGAAUGUAUAGAUCAAAUUUCACGAAUCGAUUCAUUUCGUAAAAACAAAAUGUUAACAUUAAAUGUUUAACAGGAUAAAUAUGAAAGAUAUAUAAGUGGUUAAUAAAAUGUUAAGUAAUUAAUUGUAACUUAUAUUAGUAAUAGGAUGAUAAAAAGGAAGCGUUAAAUAAUAAAAAAAAAUAAUCCCCUCCCAAAAAAGUGCACCAUUGAAUAUAGAGCACAAAAAUAAUGUAAAGCACUAAAUAAAAUAUGUGGGAUAUAAACGUUAAUCUUUAAUGGUCAGAAAAUUUCCAAUUAAGGGCACUAGGCAUUGCAGCUUUUAUAUAACAUUUCAACUUAGUAAUUAAUUAAAAGGCUGCAAGUCAUCGGCAAUUUAAUGUAUUAAUGUAACAUAUAUUGAUGUGGUACUCAACUAAAUGUAUUCAAAAUAUAUAUCCUAAGUCUAUUCAGAUAAGAGGAAUGAUAUGAGGUUUGAUGUUUUCCCAGCAUGGUUUUCUUGCACAAAUGGUUAGAUAUUUAUAAAUAUUAUGUGUAUGUGCACUCCCAUUUGUCUAAUGUCCUAGACAGAAGAAUUACUUAGAGGAAAGAAAAUUUGAUGUGAUUUUAAUCAGUAUUGAAAUAUAUCUAAAAUAUAUAUUGUUGUUUCAGAUUAUAUUUAAUGUGAAUGCUUAAAUAUGUAACAAAAAAAAAUUUAUGAAGUUUAGCAGAUAAAUGCACUGCCUAUAAACAAUGUUUUAUGCCUAAGUACCAUUAAAAAGAGAAUGAAAUUAAUUUUAUGCUAUAGAUGUGUAGGAAAAGCUCUUAGUAGCUGGAUCUUAAUGUAAGUUGUUUAGUAUUGAGAUGGAAUGUUACUGUAAAAUACAUUGAUAUUAAUAAAGCUAUUGAAAAUGUUAUUUUUGUCAAUAGACGUAUACCUAGUAAAAUUCUCAGAGUACUAAUUAACUUUCACCAAAUAUUUAUUAAGACAUUUGGCAAAGAAAAAAAGUUACACUACAUUUACAUUCUAUAAAAAUUGAUUCGGAAUUCCACGCUAAUGACACAAUUUUCAACAUGCUGGAACGAAUCCUUGCCUUUACAGAUGACCUAACCCAAGUUGCGUAAUCCUAUGAGUCCCUUAAGAAUUUU
This is a messenger RNA of Nezara viridula (southern green stink bug), 4573 nucleotides long. The record is from the annotation of a GenBank genome assembly. NCBI's taxonomy places the organism in Eukaryota, Metazoa, Arthropoda, Insecta, Hemiptera, Pentatomidae.